AGUACGCGGCGGCCACGGGCGGCGGCGGGUGUCCUGGGCCGCGCGGCGCGCUGCGGUGGGAGUGUCUCCGGCCGAUCUGCAGGGAGGAUGCCUGAUGAGACCUCAAAUCCUGGUGCUGGUGUCAUGACUGGGAAUCUCAAAUCCAAAGUGUCGACUCCUGUGCAGGAUAUUUUGGAGGAAAAUUCAUCCCAUGAUAUGCAAAUGGGGCUGAAAGUGGCCGUGCAGAUUCAGAGGGCGGCCAUGCCAGUUCCUGCACUGGGUGUUCCUGAGCUGGGGACGGCCGGGGGUUCUGCUCUGCUUGCCCCGGACCCCGUCUGGCUCCAGCAGGAGGGCACAGAGGACGAAGCUGUGGCCCCGGGGGUACUGAUCACCUGUCUGCGGGAACCAGUCACCUUUGCGGAUGUGGCUGUGUUGUUCACCCCAGAAGAAUGGAUGUUUCUAGACUCUGCCCAGAGAAGCCUGUACAGAGAUGUGAUGCUGGAGAACUAUAGAAACCUGGCCUCCGUGGGAGAUCAGCUAGGCAAACCCAGUACGUUUUCCCAUUUGGAGCCAGGAGAAGAGCUGUGGCCCCCUGAGAGAAGAAGCUUCCCAGGAACCUGUCCAGAACCUCAGCAUCAACCCCAAGAUCCAAUUUCUAACCAAGAUAUUUUUGCAGAGAUUCCAUCCAUUGGCAUGAAAAGGGAGCAACCCCAGACUGGAGAAAAACUCUAUAAAUACAGUGAACUUGGGGAACCCUUUCACGGCAUUGAACCACUUUUUCAGUACCAGAGAAUUCAUGCUGGAGGCGACCCCUAUGAAUGCCACGAGGGUGGAAAAUCCUUCUUCCAGCCUGCUCACCUGAUUGUACCUGAUAAGAUCCGUCAUGGGGACAAAACCUAUGCAUGUAACAAAUGUGAGAAAUCCUUCAGAUACAGCUCCGACCUGAUCAGGCACCAGAAGACUCAUACCACGGAGAAGUGCUUUGAAUGUCCGGAGUGUCGGCAAGCCUUCAAGUACUCCUCGAAUCUGCGGCGCCACCUGAGGACUCACACUGGGGAGAAGCCCUUCGAAUGUGCUCAGUGUGGGAAAACCUUCACAAGGAACUUUAACCUGAUUCUGCACCAGCGAAACCACACGGGCGAGAAGCCCUAUGAGUGUAAGGACUGUGGGAAAGCGUUUAAUCAGCCGACCUCUCUGAGGAGCCACCUGAGGACUCACACCGGGGAGAAGCCGUUUGGAUGCAGUCAGUGUGGGAAAGCCUUCAGGGAGCACUCGUCGCUGAAGACGCACCUGCGCACUCACACCAGGGAGAAGCCGUAUGCGUGUAACCAGUGUGGGAAGCCCUUCCGGACGAGCACUCAUCUCAACGUCCACAAGAGGAUACACACCGGGGAGAAACUGUAUGAGUGCGCUACUUGUGGGCAGGUCUUGAGUCGCCUCUCAACACUCAAGAGUCACAUGCGAACUCACACUGGAGAGAAGCCCUAUGUGUGUCAGGAAUGUGGGCGAGCUUUCAGUGAACCUUCAUCCCUCAGGAAACACGCGAGGACCCACACCGGCAAGAAGCCCUAUGCCUGUCAGGAAUGCGGGCGAGCCUUUGGUCAGUCUUCACACCUUAUCGUGCACGUGAGAACUCACACUGAGGGGAAACCCUAUGAAUGCAAUCAGUGUGAGAAGGCCUUCAGGCACAGCUCUUCACUUACUGUGCAUAAAAGGAUUCAUGCCGGGAGAGAGAACGUUAGGAACGGUGGCCUGCCUUUAUCAGUGUCCCAUCCGUGUGGGGGGCCCCUUGCUGACUGACUUCCAAGUUUUAAAAGUAUACACGUUCUGGGCUGUAAUCCUCUCUCGUAGUACUGGUUUAGCUAUGUCACGUGUUUUGAUGUAUAAUAUUUUCAUUUUGGUUAAAAUCUAAAUAUUGUCUUAGUUUCUAUUAUCACUUACUCUUUGGCCUGUGAGUUAUUUGUAAUUAGAUUUUAAAAUAACAGGACAUGGGUUUAUUUUUAUAGAGGUAUAAUUACUUAUAGUGAAAUGCAUAAAUCUUAAGUGUACAGUUGGAGGACUCUUGACAGGUGCGUACACAUAUAUAUGUAACCAACACGCCAUUUAAGAUAGAGAACAUUUCUAUCCUUCUGGAGAGUUCCUGCAUGUGUAUGGGUGUUUUUUUUACUUUAUAACUUUCUGCUGUUGGUUCUAAUUUAAUUACAUUGUGAGCAGAGAA
Leptonychotes weddellii (Weddell seal) is the source of this 2197-nucleotide messenger RNA. NCBI's taxonomy places the organism in Eukaryota, Metazoa, Chordata, Mammalia, Carnivora, Phocidae. The record is from RefSeq and is a predicted model, not a curated record.